This is a messenger RNA of Daphnia magna, 642 nucleotides long. Its product is annotated as E3 SUMO-protein ligase ZBED1-like. The record is from RefSeq and is a predicted model, not a curated record. The coding region runs from base 1 to 642 and encodes 213 amino acids. The transcript has 2 exons. Lineage: Eukaryota; Metazoa; Arthropoda; Branchiopoda; Diplostraca; Daphniidae.
AUGGUUGACAAGGAUAAUUAUCUGGUUGGGGCAGUCUCUGAAAAUGCCUACAACAUUGUUCGAGCUGUAGAAAUUGUCAAAGAAACCAAUCGCAAAUGGCGCCACAUUCAAUGCUUUGCACAUAGCUUAAAUCUUGUAGUCAAGGGCUCUAUUGAAAGAAAUCACGGAAUUUCUUCAAUUCUAGCACGGUCAAGAGCCAUCGUGACUUUCUUCCAUCAAAGUGCUAAAACCACGUCUAAGUUAGUAUCCUUAUGCAAAAACCGAACGAGUAAGGUUUUGGCUCAAGACGUGGUUCGAUGGAAUUCGAUGCUGACAAUGAUAGCCAGUUUAGUCGAGCUUAAGAAGUAUGUGCAAGAUUCUCUCUCAUCACCUGCCAUUGAUCGUUCAGAUUUGGACUUACAGCUACAUGAUGUAACUCUUGUAUCAGCACUGGAAUUAUUGCAGCCUUUCGACGAAGUCACAACUGCCUUAUCAUCCCUGCAUUACCCGUCGAUUUCGGAAGUUAUUCCUUCGAUUCGAUUGGUAAUUGCUUUCUUGAAUCGAAGGAAGGAAGUCAUCUCAUGUCUGGCCCAGCUCAACGAAGAUCUUCUGUGCUUGUUGAGCCCUCUUUUCAGCAUAACACUGAACUAUUCAACACCUUAG